AUGGAGCUGUUUAAAGCUUUAAGUUUCUUCAGUAGAGGGAAGUAUGAAGAAUGUGCAACAAUAUGUACAGAUUUACUAAGAAAAACACCAUUGGAUCAGGCGAUCUGGGUGUUAAAAAUGCGUGCCUUAACGUUACAAGUAUACAUAGACGAUAUUGAAGGAGAAGAAGAAGGAAUCGCUGAAAGUCUAUUAGAUAAUUAUACAAUAUCUUCUAUGCCUAGACCAGGAACAUCCUUAAAAAAUCCUGGUACUGCUCAUCUAGGGCAAUACUUACGACCGAAAACACAAUCAGGUAGGCCACUGACGGGAGUUGUAAGACCAGCUACUCAAUCAGCAAUGUCUCAAUCGGUGGAACAAACAUUAAGAACACCAAGAACUGCUAUGACUGCCAGACCAAUUACAGCAAGUUCUGGUCGAAGCGUUAGAUUAGGUACAGCAUCUAUGUUAACAGAGCCUGGAGGACCUUUUAUACAACUAUCGCGUUUAAAUAUUUCUAAGUACGCCAGUAAACCCAGUGUUGCAAAACCAUUAUUCGAAUAUAUAUAUUAUCAUGAACACGAUGUAAGAUAUGCAUUAGAUUUAGCAGUUCAAGCCACGCAAGUCUGUCAAUACAAAGACUGGUGGUGGAAAGUACAACUUGGAAAAUGUUAUUACAGUUUAGGAUUGAUAAGAGAUGCAGAACAGCAGUUUAAAUCGGCAUUGAAAGAUUGUAAAACUAUUGAGACGGUCUUAAGGCUAGUUAGAGUUUAUGUUAGAUUGGAUCAGCCAUUGGCUGGUUUGGACGUAUGUAAGAAAGGCCUUGAAUAUUUUCCUAAUGAUGUCAAUAUCCUCACUGAAAUGGGACGUAUAUUCGAUGGUCUGAAUAACGCAAGCAUGUCGUUAAAAUAUUAUAAAAUCAUUGCACAGGAAGAUGCUUCGCAUACAGAAGCGAUAGCUAGUAUUGGGAUGCACCAUUUUUAUAACGAUCAACCAGAAUUGGCAUUGCGGUAUUAUAGGCGAUUGUUACAAAUGGGUGUAUACAACGUCGAAUUAUUCAAUAAUCUUGGAUUAUGUUGCUUUUAUUCUCAACAAUACGAUCACGUUGUAUCGUGCUUCGAGAGGGCACUCAAUUUAUCUACCGAUGAAAAUGUAGCAGAUGUAUGGUAUAAUGUUUCUCAUAUUGCUCUUACUGUAGGCGAUAUAACAAUGGCGGAAGAAUGUUUAAAACUGGCUAUUAUAAGCGAUAAUAGACAUGCUUUGGCAUAUAAUAAUCUUGGAGUCAUAAAAAUACGAAAUGGAAACCUAACAGCAGCGCGAACGUAUUUUCACGCUGCAGCUAAUAUUGCUAAUUUUAUUUAUGAGCCCCACUUUAAUAGCGCUUACUUGGCAUACGAUGUUGGAGACCUUCAGACAAGUUACAUCGCAGUACAAAAGUCUUUAAGCGCGUAUCCUAGUCACUGUGAUAGCAAAAUUCUCCUAAAAAAAUUAGAAAGAUAUUUUUCACACAUGUGAAUUUCGUAGUAAAGAGAAAGGAAUUCAUCCCACAUUACGA
Colletes gigas is the source of this 1531-nucleotide messenger RNA. It is a transcript of the gene BBS8, whose product is annotated as tetratricopeptide repeat protein 8. Gene Ontology annotation, biological process: non-motile cilium assembly. Gene Ontology annotation, cellular component: BBSome; ciliary basal body; non-motile cilium. Gene Ontology annotation, molecular function: protein binding. The record is from RefSeq and is a predicted model, not a curated record. Bases 1 to 1491 code for a protein of 496 amino acids. The transcript has 8 exons. NCBI's taxonomy places the organism in Eukaryota, Metazoa, Arthropoda, Insecta, Hymenoptera, Colletidae.